UAGGUUGAUGAUAGCCUGCCAAAUGAGCUAUUUCAAAAAUACGAUACUCCUGUUGAUUUGAUUGUAACACCCACAGAGGUUAUACAUGUCAGCAGACGGUUGCCACGACCAACUGGCAUAUUUUGGGAAUUGCUUUCGGAGCGCCGUCUUAAGAUUGCACCUGUUCUCCACGUGCUUAAGGAAAGCCAAGAGAAGGAAAGUAAUUGUGCUGAAAGAAGUGGAUAUCGACAUUGAACAAAAUCCAAAUGCACGUAGACGUCGCCGUGGACCGGCUAGUCGAUGCAACAGACGUCACAACCAACGUCGCGCUAUUUCUCAAACCGAUACCGAACAACACGGUUUGGAAGGCGAUCAAAGUGUUGCUGGCGCUGGUAAUGCCAGUGGCGCUGAAGGAGACGCUGCGUAACCACAACAGACAAAAACCGUUGCAUUCAAUGUGGAUUUGCCUACGUUUGAUGAGAAGAAAGCUGAAGUUUGUAGCGGUGCUAUUAGAAAUGGUGAUGCUACUGCAGGUGGUGAUGCUAACGCUGCUCGCAUCGAGUCCGUCGAUACCAGCGCCGUAUACUUAAUAUGAGCUAUGGGCUGAUUUGAAAUGGCUGCGCCGCCGCACACAUUUUUAAUGAAAUGAAAAAUAAAAAAAAAAAUUAUAAAAAUGUUUGUGAAACAAACAACAAACAUACUAUUGAAUGAAGAAAUGAGCAUUUAGAAGAAACUUGCGCGUUUAUAUUAAUUAAUUUAGAAUAUUUCCGAUUUUGCUUAACAUAUUAUAA
Bactrocera tryoni is the source of this 770-nucleotide messenger RNA. RefSeq lists its product as uncharacterized. Lineage: Eukaryota; Metazoa; Arthropoda; Insecta; Diptera; Tephritidae. The coding region runs from base 246 to 569 and encodes 107 amino acids. The record is from RefSeq and is a predicted model, not a curated record. The transcript has 2 exons.